Messenger RNA from Talaromyces proteolyticus, 1261 nucleotides. RefSeq lists its product as uncharacterized. NCBI's taxonomy places the organism in Eukaryota, Fungi, Ascomycota, Eurotiomycetes, Eurotiales, Trichocomaceae. The record is from RefSeq and is a predicted model, not a curated record. The transcript has 2 exons. The coding region runs from base 236 to 916 and encodes 226 amino acids.
AAGCAAACACGCAGCAAUUGAGUUGCCAGAGUUAAAAAGUAAAUAAUGCAAAUGCACGCAGAGGAGAGAGUAUAGUUGCACCUUGAAAGGUCCGUCUGCGUCUGAGUCUGUGCUUGAGCUCCACCGAAAAUCCGGCUCGGGCGGCCAAACAAGGAAGACGGCGUGGCGGGUGAGACAACAGCAGCAGGAGUAACAGGACAUCAACACCUCGAUAUCAGCUUUGUGCUAGGUCAAAAUGUUUGGCUUUUCGAAGCUUUUCCUCUUGUCGUUUCUGGCUAUCGCGGCGUCUGCAGACGGAUACAAUGGCAAUGCAGUGGGAUUCGUGAAGCGUCAGACUGGCAGUAAUGGCAACUCUAGUUUCUCUGUAACUACGCAGCCGUCGACUACCUCUCCUGCCAGUACUACCUCAGUUUCGCUCACAUCUACUGCUGUCGAAACGACUUCGACCUCUAUCUCAUCGUCUAGUAGUUCUACAUCAACAACAACAUCAGCAACAUCGGCAACAUCAGCAGCAGCAGCAACAACAACAACAACAACAACGGCUGUUGCUACCACGCAAUCAACUACCUCAACCACCUCAUUAAGCAGUGCCACAAUUUCAACCACAUUUUCCACUUCGGUUUCGUCAACAUCGGUUCCGCCCAUCACAUCGGGUGCGUCAACUACAAGCACUCACAGCUCGACCACGUCCACUUUCAAACAGACCACAACGCUGCCUGAUGGUUCGUUAAGCACUGUCACUGCCGUCACCGUGGUUGCUGUAACCGGUGCCGCUGAGCCGACAAGCGCUAAAGCUGGAACCACCUCAGCAACGCCCAACCUGCAGACUGGUGGUGCGGCUUCGCCUACUCGUGGAUUAAUGAUGGAGAUGUUGGCCAUGUUAGCCGGUGCUGCUGCUUUUGCCGUGGCUCUUUAGUCGAUCACAAGCCGUCGAAUCUUAUGAAAUUUCAUUUUGUUUGAUGUCGAUACUUUUCCUGGCCUCCUUGGGGUGGCCUUUAUUUGAUGAAUAUCAUUGGAUAUUCUUGUUGCAUAUACUGGCGUUUUGAUCCAAGUUUUUUGAGCGGCUUUCGCAUAUCACGAUCCUUACACGAGCAAUGUCUUAUGACCCAUCCUCUCCUUUGCAUUUUCAGCGGUUUAGGGCACGUAUUGAAUUCAGAUACUCUGGCGAGUCAGUUCAUGGCAGCCAUAGAUACUUGUGCCGCUUAUAGGAAGAAAUAAAAAUAGAAUAUCCUAAACAUGGACAUUAAAUGACAAGUUCUUU